Molecule: messenger RNA, 2998 nt
Organism: Ruditapes philippinarum (Manila clam)
Lineage: Eukaryota; Metazoa; Mollusca; Bivalvia; Venerida; Veneridae
Exons: 4
Coding region: 149-2491 (780 amino acids)
Molecular function (GO): ADP binding
Source: RefSeq, a predicted model, not a curated record
AAACCGCAGUGUUAAGGUACCAGAGUAUAUCAAACACAGAGGUGAACUUCAAUGCGAUCUGAUAAAAUUCUACAGAAAAAGGUGUAGUUCAAUACCUCUCUCACCGCUUCUUGAAGAAAAAGAGACACUUCUAGCUGGGUUCUACGUGAUGCCAGAUAUUGUCGCCGUAAAGCAGAAGUCCGAAGUUUGUCAUGAAGAGGAGAGAACACCGAUCAAGUCUUUGGGUGACCUUUUCUCAACUGAAAGUGAGGAUCAGCAAGAAAUCUAUUUAUUAGCUGACGCAGGCUUUGGAAAAACUGCCUUUUCAAAAUAUCUUGCAAUAGCGUGGUGUCAAGCUCAUUGUCCAGAGGAACAAUACGAUGAUAAUAAGUGUUUUGAGGAUAUUGAGUUAAAAGCUCUAUCUAAAUUUGAGUUCUUACUUUUGGUUUUCUUAAGAGAUCAUACCUCUGUUUCUCACAUUGACGAUAUGAUUAGACAGCAAUUUUCUUUGCAUCUUCCUUCAUUGAAAUCACUAGAUGAAAAUUCAUGUAAAUCAAAACUAAAUGAAGUUUUAAGUAGAGAAAAGUGCUUGCUUAUAUUGGACGGUCUUGAUGAAUGGAAUCACCCUGGUAAAAGUUGUAGCGAGGUUACAGCAGAAAUCCCACAUAGGUGCGUACGUGAUAACUGUGUGAUUUUAACGACAACUCGACCGUGGAAGUUUGGAGUUUCAAAUCUCAAAACAAGUCAAAUAGACAAAAAAGUAGAAUUGAUUAAAUUAAGUGAAGACUCUAUGCUAAAACUACAAGAAAAUGCUAUAACGAAAAUGACCGGUGUCCAUGACAAAAGCGUACUGAAGAGUAAAACACGUGACUUUAAUAAAUUGAUACGUGACCGUCGCCUAGAGCACAUGCAAGUGAUUCCACUCCUCCUCAUGUAUAUAGUUUGCCUAUGGUGCAACAACAUUCCCAUAGGAAAUACAAAACAUGAAAUUUACACCAAUAUCAUUGAAUUUCUAUUAUCCAGAACAUCAAAGAAACACCCGGAAGUUCAACCAUCUCGUGAAUCGUCUGCCAGUGAAAUUCCAGAAUACUUCAAAAGUCAUGAAUUCUGUAAACUUUUUUACAGUUUUAUAACAUCAUUAGCAGAGCUAGCUUACCAAACAUUAUUUAACGAAAACAGAGAAAACACGCUUGUAUUUGAUAGAACGGUUGCUGAAAAAUAUCUCAAAGCAGACGACAUGAAAUUAAGUUUUCUCUCAGGAAUACUGUCAGAAAGUAGAACUAAAACUUUAAUCAAAGAAAUUAUCAAAGUGUCGUUUUCUCACAAAACAGUGCAAGAAUUCUUUGCCGCCAUAUUUAUAAGUUCUCAAAGUGACGCUCAGAAAAUUGUGGAAGAAAAAUGUAGAAAUGUUCAAGACAUUCUGGACAUGUCAAAAAUUUGUGAAUUUAUAAGUGGAAUGAAUGCUGACCUGAUGUGUGCAAUAUCAAAUGAUUUGAUGUCUGUGAUAAAUGAAGACGAGAAAACACGCGACUAUAGAACUAGGACAGGUUACGAGGAGUGGUACAAUAUUCCAUUGUAUGACAUACAGAAAAUGUUCAUGUCAUGUUUACAAGAAAUGCCUGAAAGUGAAAAUAUUCAAUUAUGUUUACAAGAUUUCUUCAUUUACACGAAGACCGAUGUUCACAGUACGCAGUUACAACGUUUAUUUAAACAAAAUAAAACCAACAUAAAAUCACUUUAUAUACACAGCAUGUCUUCUUCCAGCAGUUUACGUGAAAUUAUAGAUUUAUUCUCUCUCACAGAUCUCAGUCAUAUACAGAAACUUCUCUAUUAUGGUGACGAGAAGAAGGAGGCUGAGAUAAGUCGGAUAUUGUUUCCCAGUUUACAUUACGUUACUUUGUUGCGCGGUACAUGGAGAAAUGAUGAAGAAAGUCUGAAUGAAAACAUGGCGCGAUGUCAAAACUUACAAUAUUUAGAUAUUAGAGGCUUCACGUUAUCUCACAAAAUACUGGAAACAAUUUUCAAUUUUAUCUCCGGUCAAAAAUCAAUGAAAGAGUUAAUAUUGUUGGGGUUAGACUGUAAAGAACAUGGCGGCCAUGGUUGUAAGAGAUUGAACUUGGACUUGUCUCAACAUUCAACUCUAUCAAAGUUAUACUUGUUCAAGUUACCUUGGAGUCUACAAUUAAAUAUAUCAACACCGUCAUUAGUUAAUGUUACGUUGUGGGACAUCAAUCUAGAUGAAAGUUCAUUGUUACUGUCACGUGACAUGUUGAAUAUUGAACGUGUGGUGUUGUGCUAUAUAGAAAUGUCUGCAGAAAGUUUACAGAACUUUAUUAUCGUGCUGGAAAAUCUGCCGCAGUCAGUUACAGUAGAGAUGAGACGCAUUAAACCGGAAACAGAAUAUGACCGUGUUAGAGAAAAUAUUCGGAGAUCACAAACUUUUCAUGUGAUACAAGACGACAGCAGGUUGCAGAUAAUUAAGUUCAAAACAAUAAAACCAAGCAAAGAAUAGACAAGAAAAAACAUUGUAUAAUAAACUGAAGAAAUGACUUAAAUGAUUUUAAUUAAUAAAAACAAUUUAAUUAUGGACACUUAGAAACAAAAUGGCGGCUCUUCAAACUUUAACAAGGACACAUGUACUUUCGUUUUCAAUUAAUAAUUUAAGUGACAAUUGUUUAUAAAUAAAAACAUUUAAAUAAUAGAAAUAAUUCAAGGAAGUUUUUACGGAAUUCAAUGGAUAUAAAAGUUCGAUUAGGAUAUGGAAAUAUUUAACAGCGGCCUUAGAUCAAAAUCUUUGUGAUGCAGAAUAAGGAUUUGUGUAGUUAUAGAUUAUUUCGAGCAUCAAAAAUACCAUGUUCCUUUGUUGACAAGAAAAUCAGCUCGAGUAAAUCAACAGUGACAUUGAUGAUUAUGCUCCUACUAGAGACCAAUAUGAAGACUUAACAUCUGGUCCUGGCUCAACAGAAACAUAUCCAAAAGAAUUUUAAAAAAACACCAAAAAACAGUGCAGCACCAAUAC